Molecule: messenger RNA, 686 nt
Organism: Hibiscus syriacus
Lineage: Eukaryota; Viridiplantae; Streptophyta; Magnoliopsida; Malvales; Malvaceae
Product: transcription termination factor MTERF6, chloroplastic/mitochondrial-like
Exons: 3
Coding region: 80-640 (186 amino acids)
Biological process (GO): regulation of DNA-templated transcription
Molecular function (GO): double-stranded DNA binding
Source: RefSeq, a predicted model, not a curated record
GUUGGUGCUGCAUAUGAAGAUAUUGGGAAAAUGUUACUAAAAUAUCCGUGGAUACUUUCAACAAGUAUUCAAGAAAAUUAUGAGCAGAUCCUUUUGUUUUCUGAGGAAGAGAAGGUUGUUCUAUUUUUCAAAGCUCUUGGUCUUGACCAGGAAAGUGUGGGAAAGCUACUCUCUCGCUGUCCAUAAGUUUUUUUCUGCCAAAACUUUGAAGAAAAAGGUUGAAUUUCUUGCAGAGUUUGGUAUUUCCAGAGACUACUUUCCUAUCGUCAUCAAAAAGUAUCCAGAGCUUCUUGUGUCUGACAUGGGCAAAACACCGCUUCCUCGGAUGAAUUAUUUGAUGGAGAUGGGGCUGUCGAGGAGGGAGAUCAGUUUAAUGGUCUGUAGGUUUUCCCCUUUACUAGGAUACAGCAUCGAGGAGGUAUUAAAACCGAAACUAGAAUUCCUUUUAAACGGCAUAGGAAAGCCAGUGAAGGAUGUGGUGGGGUAUCCAAGGUUCUUCAGUUAUUCACCGGAGAAGAGAAUAAAACCCAGAUUCUGGGUACUUAAGGGAAGGAAUAUUGAAUGCAGCUUAGAAGAAAUGUUAGGGAAAAAUGACCAAGAGUUUGCUGUCGAGUUUAUGGGAAUGUCUUCCGCUACUUAAUUGUUUUAACGUUGAAGUGAUUCUCACUUUGUAAAUUUCAAUGGCA